UUCUCCUCAUCAAGAGGAUCUAUUGGUUAGCAAGUGAUGUAAUGCUAAAUUUCUCUAAAGAAACAAACUCAUCUACAUCUUGAAUGUCAUUUUUGGGUGAACUGUUCCUUUAAACAUCUAUCAGGUACGGUUUGUGAGCGUGACUUCCUUUCAGUGGGUGGAAGAGAAUCAUCCUCUUCUGAGUUUCAAAGCUCUGAAUUACAUUUCCUUCUUAAAACUUUUUUUGAAUGCAAGCAGAUUUCGUAAUCUCCAUGUAUUUUAACUGCGGAAAUGACACAAAGAUCAUCCACCAUCUUAUCUGUCUUCUAGUGUGGUGUCAAGGUGUAGAAACAUUAACACAGCUAACACAUUUGGGAGACAAUGUGUUCAUAAACUGUGAUCUUGAAGAAAAAGAGAUCUAUUGGAUGCUAGUAACGAUGGAACUACCAAAUCGUCCGGUUAUAAUAUUGCGGUUGUUUUCAACGUCACCAACUCCUUUUUACUACAAUGCAAGUUUCAGACCCAAAUAUUCAGUGCAACACGAAAAUCGUCUUUUUAUCAAAAAUGUCACUCUUGACGAGUUAGGCGUUUAUUACUGCAUGACCACAGAGGCACCUCCCAAAUUCAGCAACAGCACCAGACUUCACAUCUCUGAACCAGCUAAAUUACUUGAAUGCCAGAAUCACACUGUGGUGGAGAAUAUUGAGCAGAAUCACAUGGUGGUGAAUUGUACUGACCAAAUUCAGAGACCGUGGAUGAUAUUUGUUAUCUUAUCUGGUCUGAUGCAUGGUGUUCUGGUCUUUGUGGUCAUUGGUGUAUGUUACUACUCUAGAAAUAUUUUAAAAAGACAAGAAGAAGAUUUAGAGGGGACUCAGAUUAUGCCUCUGGAACAACGUAAAGAGCCAAAAACUGUGUAUACUGAGGUGGGCUUUUCCUUGACGUCUGAAGAGUUUGAAAAAAACUGGUGCUUUUCUCCUGCAGCACGAAUCAUAAACAGAAACGCUCGUUCCUGACCUUAGACCAGCGGGUUGUUUAUACUUUUGUUUUAAAUACAUAAUUUCAUAACAUAUGUUUACUUUCUUAAUUAAUAAAAAAAUAACGAAGAAAUAGACAUCACAAAUGAACUUUUCUCUCUUUUUUAAACAAACAAUGCAGUCAUCCACCUACUUGAUGAUGGCUAGCCAGACACAUCUUUGCAGUUCAAAUGUAGGCGGUGUGGUUAGCCUUGGGCAGUUAAGCUCAGGAAAGCUUUUCACACAUGGUCACCUGAUCACCAGUGAACUGCAAAGCCAGGUAGUUUAACCUUUAACAGUAUGAAGCUUUUUGUUUUAUUAUUAUAUACAUUGUGAUAUAUAGAUAUAUAUUUAUAGAUGUAGAAAUCUAAACAAUUGUGCAGAAACAGCAAUAAUCAUUCUAUCAAAUUGUUAAAACCCCACUGACUUGCACUGACGUUCGUUUUUCCAUUUGAGGUUUGGAAAAUCAUGUUAUGGCAAUAUGUCUAAAGCGGAUGGGAACCAUCUGUCUAGACAAAGAUGAGACCAUAUGAGUCAUUAUUUCUCAAGUGACCAAUUCAGUGGAACUGAUGGUUUAAGUACUGAGCUUAACUUAACACUUUACUUGAGCUAAACCACACUGCAAACACUGCUGCGAAGGAGAGUCAAAAGUUUGCAUGUACAGAUUUAAUGUUGCUUUUCUUUUAGGAAAUGCAAAACAUCUUCCACUUCAUGUGAACACAAGCAAGCAAACACUCUGAAAGGUUCAACACAAUUUUGUGCAAUAUUAACGUAUGAAAUGACAUGUAAAAAUCGAAGAAGUUAAGCUGCAAAACUUUCUUGUUGUUGUCCUUCACACAACAAAGCCUUGCACUUACAGGAAGUCAGACUGAACUCUAACCACAUUUUGGCCAUUUUCUAUGUCAAGAGCCCACUUAAAAUGUUACAGCAGUUUACUCUAAAUAUAUUUCAACACAUAUAUGUUUUGGCCAUUUUAUUAAACUUCUUACAAAGUUUGAUCUUCUAUUCAUCUAUUUCCUAAACCGCUUUUCUUACAUGACGUUACAGGGUUUCUAGAGUCUAUUGCAUCUUUUGCUGUAAGUAAACACCCUGGACAGUUGAGCCCAGUCUCAUGAAAAUGUGUAUAAAUAGUACCCCAAAUAAAAACCAAAACCUGUGUUAUUGA
This is a messenger RNA of Carassius auratus (goldfish), 2157 nucleotides long. RefSeq lists its product as uncharacterized. The record is from RefSeq and is a predicted model, not a curated record. NCBI's taxonomy places the organism in Eukaryota, Metazoa, Chordata, Actinopteri, Cypriniformes, Cyprinidae. Bases 228 to 992 code for a protein of 254 amino acids. The transcript has 5 exons.